CAACUCUUAUCUUUGAAGGGGUAUGAAAUAUUUUGAGGAUUUAUUCAAUGUUGUCUUAUUACUUCAAUGUGGAUUAACUGCUUGUAUGAUGUGCGUUAACUUAUAUGCAUUUCAACUGUUAUCAUCGAUUCAAGAAUUUGGUUAUAUCGGCACCCUAGGCGUUCUAGUUAUUCUAGAACCUAUGUUGUUGUGUUGGACUUGUCACACUUUAACAGUUGAGCUAACAAGCUUAUUAAUAACAUUGUAUGAUUUGGAUUGGUUGAAUUAUCCCCCAUCUUUAAGAAGAAAAAUAACUUUCAUGAUGAUGGUGUUCACUAAACCUAAAACUUUAACAUUAGGAGGCUGGACCCAAAUAAACAUGGCUUUUUGUCUGGCAUGGAUAAAGAAUUCAUACUCUGCUUAUACAUUAAUUUCUGAAACACAGAAUAAGUAAACUGGUGAAAAUAUGUUAGUUUAAUGCCCUGUAAAAAUUCGUAGUCAAUUUAAAUAAAAC
This is a messenger RNA of Aethina tumida (small hive beetle), 493 nucleotides long. RefSeq names its product putative odorant receptor 19b. Gene Ontology annotation, molecular function: olfactory receptor activity; odorant binding. The transcript is spliced from 4 exons. The coding region runs from base 23 to 433 and encodes 136 amino acids. NCBI's taxonomy places the organism in Eukaryota, Metazoa, Arthropoda, Insecta, Coleoptera, Nitidulidae. Gene Ontology annotation, biological process: detection of chemical stimulus involved in sensory perception of smell; sensory perception of smell. Gene Ontology annotation, cellular component: plasma membrane. The record is from RefSeq and is a predicted model, not a curated record.